Molecule: messenger RNA, 1478 nt
Organism: Passer montanus (Eurasian tree sparrow)
Lineage: Eukaryota; Metazoa; Chordata; Aves; Passeriformes; Passeridae
Exons: 2
Coding region: 456-1463 (335 amino acids)
Source: RefSeq, a predicted model, not a curated record
GGUGGACCCUCAGGGAUGAGGGGGAUUUGGGUGGGGACCCCCGGGAGAGGGGGAUUUGGGUGCUGACCCCCAGGGAUUUGGGUGAGGACCCUCAGGACUGGGGGAUUUGGGUGCCCACCUCAGGGACUGAUGCCAAAUUUUGGGUGCCCGUCCCUGGGAUGAUGAAGAUGCUCCUGUGCACCCAACUCCACUUUUAGAAGCUGAAAAUGUUCAUUUUUCCGCUUCCCACCCCAAAAAUGUUCCGGUAUCCGUGGUGGGGGGUGCUGGGGGUCUCUGUUCCCCCGGGGUCUGGAUCCUGUUUUUGUGGGUUCAGCGUGUCCCAAACCCUGUUUUUGUGGAUACACCACGUCCCAAACCCACGUUUCUUUCCCCAAUUCCCCCCCGCUCCAAAAUGAGGCGAAAUAAAGCGGAAUUGGGAUUUUGGAAAAGCAGGGUCGUGAUUUGCUGAGGUGGGAAUGUGGGACCCCCACGGCGGGGGGGCUCCCCUUCCCCAGGAACCCAUCCCGGGGUGGGCAGGGCGGGAAAUUGGGGUGAAAUCCUCCAAUUUUGGUGAUGCCGAGCCCCGUUUCCCUCAGGGAAAAAACCCCAAAAAAGGGUAUUUUUUUCACCAUUGUGGUGAUGCCCAGCCCAGUUUCCCCCGGGAUAAACCCCAAAAAUGGGUGGGGGGCUCCUCCAGAUGUGACCCCUCCCGCCGUGCCCAAAAUUCCGCUGGCAGCGGUGGGAUUCGAACCCACGCCCCCGCAGGGACUGGAGCCUUAAUCCAGCGCCUUAGACCGCUCGGCCACGCUACCCCCGGGGCGGGGAGGGGGCGGCGACGGCCUGGGGGGGUCUGGGGUCACUGGACAAUGGAGAUGUCCCCGUGUCCGGCCAGGACCAGGGAUGGACACGUGUCCUGGGAGGGGUCUGGGGUCACUGGACAAUGGAGAUGUCCCCGUGUCCGGCCAGGACCAGGGAUGGACACGUGUCCUGGGACGGAUUCCAGGGUCACUGGACAAUGGAAAUCAUCCCCGUGUCCAGCCAGGACCGGACACGCUGUCCUGGGGGGGUCUGGGGUCACUGGACAAUGGAGAUGUCCCCGUGUCCGGCCAGGACCAGGGCCUGACACGUGUCCUGGGGUCACUGGACGAUGGAGAUCUCCCCGUGUCCGGCCAGAACCAGGGGUGAAGGUGAUGUCCAUGGAGGAGUUUUGGGGUCACUGGACGAUGGAGAUCUCCCCGUGUCCAGCCAGAACCAGGGCUGGACACGCUGUCCUGGGGUCACUGGACAUGUCCGGCCAGGACCAGGACCGGACACGUGUCCUGGCAGGAGUUUGGGGUCACUUUUCGAUGGAGAUCUCGCCCAGCUCCAGCCAGAACCAGGGCCGCACGCACUCCCCGCCGAAGUCGGCGGCCGGGAAGGCGAAGAGCGGCGCGGCGCCGCCGGGGCCGUCGCCGUCGAAGAAGGCCACGCCGCCGCCCUCGUAGUCCAGGGCCACGCGC